Messenger RNA from Eruca vesicaria subsp. sativa (arugula), 2669 nucleotides. The record is from the annotation of a GenBank genome assembly. NCBI's taxonomy places the organism in Eukaryota, Viridiplantae, Streptophyta, Magnoliopsida, Brassicales, Brassicaceae.
AUGGGAUCAAACGAUACAACAUGUCCGGGACCAAUGAAAGCAACCUCUAAUGGAGUCUUUCAAGGAGAGAAUCCUUUGCAUUAUGCGUUGCCUCUUCUGAUACUUCAGAUCUGUAUCGUUCUUUUUCUUACUCGUGCUCUUGCUUUUCUCCUCCGUCCUCUCCGACAACCUCGUGUCAUCGCCGAGAUAGUGGGUGGAAUAUUACUUGGACCAUCAGCUCUUGGGAAAAGCUCAAAGUUUCUCAACACUGUCUUCCCAGCAAAGAGUCUAACGGUCCUAGACACACUUGCAAACCUAGGACUCAUCUUCUUCCUCUUCCUCGUUGGCCUCGAGCUCGAUCCCAAAUCCCUUAAGCGAACAGGAAAGAAAGCUCUCUCCAUUGCUCUAGCCGGAAUCACUCUCCCUUUCGUCUUCGGCAUCGGAACUUCAUUUGCUCUACGUAGCUCCAUCGCUGAUGGUGUUAGCAAAGCUCCUUUCCUUGUCUUCAUGGGCGUUGCACUCUCCAUCACAGCUUUCCCCGUCUUGGCUCGUAUUCUCGCUGAGAUCAAGCUCCUUACAACUGAUAUUGGGAAGAUCGCUUUGUCCGCAGCUGCGGUUAACGACGUGGCGGCUUGGAUUCUACUUGCUCUCGCGGUGGCUCUCUCAGGCGACGGGAGCUCUCCGUUGACAUCUCUAUGGGUGUUUCUUGCGGGUUGUGGUUUUGUCCUGUUCUGUAUCUUUGCCGUGCAGCCAGGGAUGAAAUGGCUUGCUAAACGUUGUCCUGAAGGGGAACCGGUUAAAGAACAUUACGUGUGUCUCACGUUAGGUGUUGUUCUUGCUGCCAGCUUCGUCACGGACCUUAUUGGGAUACACGCGCUGUUUGGUGCGUUUGUGAUUGGUGUUAUCUUCCCUAAAGAAGGUCAUUUCGCGAGUUCCUUGGUUGAGAAAGUUGAGGAUCUCGUGUCGGGUCUUUUCUUGCCGCUUUAUUUCGUAUCUAGUGGUUUGAAGACAGAUGUUGCGACCAUACAAGGAGCUCAGUCUUGGGGACUAUUGGUUUUGGUUAUCUUUAAUGCUUGUUUUGGUAAAAUUGUCGGCACGGUGGUGGUUUCUCUUUACUGCAAAGUUCCUCUUGACGAGUCAUUAGCACUAGGUUUCUUGAUGAACACAAAAGGCCUUGUGGAGCUCAUUGUCCUCAACAUUGGUAAAGAUAGAGGGGUUUUAAACGAUCAGGUUUUUGCUAUAAUGGUUCUAAUGGCGAUAUUCACCACGUUCAUGACGACUCCUCUAGUUUUAGCAGUUUAUAAACCAGAAAAAAUGCGAACCAGUGGCGAUUACGAUAACCGAACGGUCGAGGACACAAAUCGGACCAAGAAACCGCUUUGUCUUAUGUUCUGUUUCCAAAGCAUAAUGAACAUUCCCACGAUCGUCAACCUCAUAGAAGCAUCACGAGGAUCGAACCGUAAAGAAGGCCUAUCAGUCUACGCCAUGCAUCUCAUGGAGCUUUCCGAGAGAUCAUCUGCUAUACUAAUGGCACACAAGGUCAGAAAAAACGGUCUUCCUUUCUGGAACAAAGACAAAUCUGGUAAUAGUUCCGACAUGGUGGUGGUCGCAUUCGAGGCUUUCCAGAGACUCAGCCGCGUUUCAGUUCGUCCAAUGACGGCAAUCUCAGCUAUGGCGACUAUACAUGAAGAUAUAUGUCGAAGCGCUGAAAGCAAACGCACCGCUAUGGUUAUUUUACCGUUUCAUAAGCACGUUAGGUUGGACAGAACGUGGGAGACGACAAGGAACGAGUACCGUUUGCUUAACAAGAAGGUUAUGGAGGAAGCUCCAUGUUCUGUCGCGAUUCUUGUUGAUCGUGGGCUUGGUGGUGCGACACGUGUCGCGUCUAGUGACUUCACGUUGGUUAUAACGGUUUUGUUUUUUGGAGGGAAUGAUGAUCGUGAGGCGUUGGCGUUUGCGGUUCGUAUGGCGGAACAUCCUGGUAUAAGCUUAACCGUGGUUCGGUUUAUUCCUAGUGAGGAGUUUAAACCGGAAAAUUUGAAGCUGGAGAUAACCGAAAUUCAAACCGGUUCAUGCUCAGGGGAAACUAAAUUGACUGAUAUAGAAGCUAUAACCGAACUUAAAGAAAACUUGAUAAAAAAAGAAAGCUCUCCUUCUGAUUCAGACAUCGAAUCUCGGAUCGUUUACGUAGAGAAGAUCGUGAAAUGUCACGAGGACAUUUGCGAGGUUGUGAAAGAGUAUUCAAGAAGCAAUCUUUUCUUGGUGGGGAAGUCACCGGAAGGUUCGUUGGCCUCGGGGCUAAACGUUGUAAAAAGUGACACGCCGGAGCUUGGGCCUGUUGGGAAUUUGUUAACUUCAAGUGAAAGUGUUUCGACGUCUGCGUCAGUGUUGGUGGUGCAACAGUAUGUAGCAAGCUGUGAUUCUCCGACCGUUGGAGUUUUGAAGAACACUACGAAAGAAGUGUUGCCGGUUGAGGAUUCUGAGAGUCCUUAGGGGAUAUGUCUCUGUGAUUUCAAGACUCGAAAGGCCAAAAACCUGGCUUGUGUAAUAAGAAAUAACAUAUUCAAAGAAUAAAUUUGAAUAUAUGAUUAAUUUUGUGUUGGAAAUAAUUGAUUUCUAUAUGGUAGGUCUCCGUAGCAUUAGGAUUAAAUUAACUAAGAUGAAGUAUAAAUUAUAAAGGCCAUUGUGAG